AUGAAGGACGACAUCGGCGUCAAAGACGACGACAUCCCGACCAUCGAGGAGAUCCGCAUCGAGAACAUCGAAAAUGAGCUCGCUAAAAAGGUUGGUCGUUCUGCUUUGAAUAUUCGUUCUAUUACUCGCUCUGGGGUUUAUUUUUCUGAAAGAAUGCGAUUUAGUAGUAGACCAACCACAAAUACGAAAUACGUUCCAUAAAGCUUGAAACAAUCUUCUCAAAAUAGUUCAACUUUGAGUUAUCACUUCACUGUUCAAAAAAAUAAUUUUUUUCGCAUUAAAAUUGAAAAAUAUUUUUUUCAAAAAAAUCAUUGUUUACAUUUCAGAUAUUCUUUUUUUCUUAUUUUUUUCUAAAUUUUUUUGAGGAAACCUACAGCUUGAAUAUUUGUCCAUUACAAGCCAACUCCUUUCUCACAAAUUCUCAAACAAAUUUUUCAGCAACUUUCCUUCACAAUGUCCGAGAACAAAAAGUUUUCCCGACAAAGGACAAACACAGAAAGAAGCAAGAUCCACAGUAUCAAAAAGUCGAUGAAGAGGAAAGUCACUGGAAGUCUCAAAAGGUUUUUCAUUGACUUCUUUGAGCUAUUCGUAAAUUUGAUUUAAGUAUUGGAGCAUACGCCGGUCGGUUGGCAAAGCCUGCAAACGCCUACAUUCGUUGGAACUUGCUCUUCACUUUUCUUAUCUUCUUUUUUAUAUCUUCUGCUAUUUGGAUUCCUGCUAUUCCUGCUCUCAAUGUGAGCUUGAAACUUCAGAUCUCUUUUCAAACUCUAUUUUAGGACUUCGCUCUUGAAAUCGUAACAAUCGUCUCCAUAAUUCUCCAUUUACUCUGGAUCAUUGCAAUUUUCAACGCUUUGCGGUAUACUUGGCGACUCAGGCGGUUCGCCUCUCACAAAAUCGAGCUGGACAAGGUAAAUGAAUAGGUGAAACGAUUAAAACAAAGUUUUUCAGGUGAAAGCGGAGCAAGGUAUCAUAGUCAAGCACUUGGUGGGUCUUUGCAUCUACAAAGAACCACUAGAGCUCAUCAUGGACACGAUCGACAGUCUUGUAACUCAACCUGACGCUAAGAAAAAAAUCACUGUAGUUAUUGGAAUGGAGCAGGGUACUCCCGAUAAGGAAGCGGUUGGUUAGAAAAGGAAGAUGAAGUUUUAAUCAGCAGUUUGUCAGAAAAAAAAGCAACUCCACGAAAAGUACGAUCCUCUUUUCGAUCGCUUCAUCGUCACUUUCCAUCCCAAAGGUCUUCCUGGAGACAUUCCCGGUAUUCACAACUUUCCGUGAAAGUUCUUAACCGCAAAUCCCAGGUAAAUGCUCCAACUUCAACUACUCGUCCAGAACUGCCGUGAAAAUGCUUCGAUCUGAUAAAAACUACCCGCUAGAGGAGUUCAGCACCAAUCUCGAACUUCUUGUUACUACUGGAGAUUGUGACUCAGUUUUCGGGGAUCGCUACUUCGACGCCCUGGAGGAAGAUUAUUUCAAGUUGACCAAAGAGGUUGGACUGUACUUUGGAAAGAAUCAGAAAUAUUUUAUUUUUCCAGCAACGUGAAUACACAGUCUGGCAAUCUCCGCUGUUUUAUUGCAUCAACUUGGACCAAUCUCCCUUUUUCGUCAGAGUCACCGGCUUGCUUCGGUCUGCGAUUGUUUCCAGCAAGAAGUUUGACAAAUAUGUAUUUUCAGCGCAUUCUUCAUGAUGGGCUACUUGAUCCCAUGGAACAUCAACACAAUGAGCAUUUUCUCCUUGACCUUGAAACUUUUUGAGGAAGGAGAGUACACUCAUCCUGGAUAUCAGGUACGAAUUCUUUCCAGAGGAGAUUUUGCAGAUUUCCAGAGAAAAAUUCAACAUAAUUUGAUGAAAGGGAUGAAUGAUUUGAAAGUUGAAAAAUUUUGAAUGAUUCAAAAAAUAUUAUAAGGAAAUUAAUAAAUUUUCCUUCCGAUGUUAGAUGAACUUUCUUGUUGAAUAUAUCAAUCAAAACUAUUGAGAACUCUUUUGACUAAGCUAUACUGAUCCAGUGAUUGAUGAAAUUUCUGAAUAUCCUUGGCUUUUUGAGACAGAAGCCGUAAAUUAAACAUAAAGAGUUUGAGCGAUUUCCACAAAAUUAUAGAGUUGUAUAAGUUUCCUGAUUCAGAGUAUCUCAGCAUGUCUCUAGAGAAUAUGAACAAGUACUUUGACCACACUCGAAAUAAAAAUGUUCUGCUCAGAUGGAUGACAUCAUCGCUCUGAUCCGCUGGUCACUCGCAGUCCGUAGGAAAUGCGUGAUUCGCGCCAUUCCCGUCGCAACUCUCAGUGGACCAACAAGCGGUGAGAUUGACCGAAAACCCAAAAGAAAGAACCUUCUUGUUAAGGUAAAAAUUACAUUGACGAAUGGUACGAAUGGGCGCGACAAAUACGCAGAUGGACAAUUGGCGCUGCGGAAGUAAGUUAAAAAUUGAAAAGAAUUGUUUGCAAAACGGUUUUUCCAAGGUUUUCCACUACUUUGCAAUCAAGUUCUUCCGACUUCCUGUUGGAGUUUCGAUUUCUUUUGCUGCCAAAUUUGUCUUCUAUUAUGGAUUUCUGCUUUGCAUCGCUUCAGUUUACACAAUCAUCGCUCCUUUGGUGGUGAGUGAUUGCUUCAUUUGGAACAUGAUCGUGAGGAUCAGCUUAAUUAGGCAAAGGAAGGUUUAGAAAAAAAAACUUGAGCAUCUACAUUCCACAACCAUAUUCAUUCUAAUUUUUGUACAAAGGUUGAAAAACCAAAAGAUAAUGUGAGAUUGAUGUGAAACACCCAAGCAACGUUGUUCUUUUUGCAAAGUCAACAAAAAUCUUUUAAAUACAGUUCCAAUUUUGCAGUAAGAAAUGCAACUGUUCUGAAUGUACGAAAAAGUUUCAAUUAUAAAAUAGUCAAUAAAAAAUAAUCGAAUAUUCAGAAAUUUUACUUAUUUUUUAUGGUGAACAUUACCCCGAUAGAAAAGUUUCGAAACUCUUUCAAUAAUCUCUUUUCAGACCCCCGCCAUGCUCUCCGCCGUGAACCACGGAGCCCAUGGAUUGGUUAUACCUAAUAAUAAAACCUUCACAAUCAUCAUGUUUGGAUUUCUCGCUCUCCAGUAUUUCUGGUUCUUCAUGGUCUUUCUCAUCAACUACAUGUGCCAACCGGUAAAUCUUCUGGAAACAAUUCAAUCUGAAUUUUUUAACCUUCAGGUAUUCCCUCGCAAAAUCAAAGACAAAACCGGGUUCAUUCGGAACAUCUUCCAUCUAGUCAUGACCUGGCCUACUUUGGUCAUGUACUGCUGCGUGGAACUUGUCGCUUUUCUUGAGGUAUUGAUACAAAGCAAAAAAAUUCUACUUAUUUUCAAAUUUCAGGUCACAGUUCGCGGAAAAUCCGUUUGCUCCCACAACGCUUCGAAAAAAGACAACUUGAUCGCGCCAGUGCUCAGCAAAGUUCCCGAUCGCAUGGAAGUUUGAGAAAAUGUGAAAAUGUAGCUUAUAAAUUUGCGGGUUUUCCUUAGACAUCAAUGUUGUACUUUUCGGGUCCAUGCGAUUUUAGCAUUUGGCCGUUAUUAAACUUUUUCUCAUAUCAUGUGUCUCAGAAUAAAAAAGUGGUUAUAAUUCUUUUUACUUGUAAAAUCGGACUGUUUGAUAGCUAGAAAUGUGAAAAAAAUUUUUUUCUUUACGAGAAAUACAGAGAAGGGAACUGAAAAAGUGGGAAGUUCAUCGUGAGAAAGAAAAGAUCCCGAAUGUCGAAAUUAACAGAGCUCGAUCGAUUUCGAUAACUGAUGCAGUAUUCGUUUUUAUUUUAAUAUUUUGCUGAGAGUUCGAGUUUUGAAAAGGAGACUCUUUCUAGUGUACACAUUGAGACUUCUUCUGGUGUAUCAGAAAGUGUCUUAUCAUCUUUUCAGUGCCGAUUGUCAUUCUACAGAAAAACGAUACGGACUCCUAUUAUUUUGAAAAUUUUUUAGCAAGUAGUAUUUUCGGUCGUGUUCGAGUCGGAAUCUUCAUAAAAAGUCUGAAAGAAAUCAUAAAGUCUAAGCUGCAGUUCAUUUUGAGUUUUCAGAUUAAUGAAAGUUUUUGAAUGAAUAUCUUUAUUGGUUCAAAUAGACUGACUUCAAAAGUCAUUUUUCAAAAAAAGCUCAGAAAAUUGGUAAACUUUGAGCAGUUUGAAAACUUUUGUUUUUUUCACAAACACUACAUUUUUUUCAUUUUUCCCAACACCGUCUCAAGUUUCUAGAUAAUUAUAUUGUUGACGAUAACCUAGCAAGCUUCAGUAUGUCUCCCUUGAUCUGCAACGUUUUUUUUUCCAAGUAAUUCAACGUGGGAUUAAUUUUUCCCUAUUGGAUGCAAUUCUGUUCAACCGUCUUGUUUUGCGGCUAUCCUCAUGAAAUUCUCGGAACCUAUAACUAUGACUUCCAAGACAUCUUGACGGUCACUUCAAGGCGAAUCGUCUUUGUUCCAUUGAGAAAAGUCAUCGGGCUUUGAGUUCAAACAAAACCCCGGCUACUGACUGACCUGGAUUAAGUUCUAUUGACAGGCGUGUUGCGCAGUGAAAGGACAAUUUGGGUCGCCGGAGGUAGAGACAAUCCGAGAGAACGAGAGAAAAGGGGCUGCCUUGACCGAAUCUUCUCCAGCACAACGCAUUCUUUCUGCCAGCCUCGAAAGCGUCCACAUUCGGAAUGACGGCGCUUCUGUGGAUCGCCGCCGCUUGUGCGGUACUCGUCCAAGCUGAAAUCUCGGAUCCCAAUGUCCCAGUCGUCAUCCAUCUCAACCCACCAAACGUCCGGCCACGCUUCCUGGGACAGGUCAGCUAUCAGAUUUCCUUGAGCAGAAGCCACGCUUCAUUUAAAACUUUGCAGAAAAAUCCUCUGUUUUUUGGGUAUUUCUUAAUUUUUUCGAAAAAACUGGAUCAAUUUCUUAUCAGUUUCUAGCUGAUUUACUUUCCGAAAAUCUUCUUUAAGUGUCAUUCAGCUCUCUUGAAAAAAGAAAACUGCAAAAAAUUUUUCGAACUUUGGCAAGCUUUUAGAAAAAAACUUGAAAAAGUUCCAGGUCAGUCCUCCACGCGCUGUUAACACCCCACCAUCAGGAGUUGCUCCACCUGUUCCACAGAGACCAACUGCUGCUCAAGAAAGCGCCAUCGCUGUCCCUGUUGCUCCAGUGAGGCUGAAAAUAUUUCAGCUUGAAUGAUGAUUUUUUUUAGCAACCAUUCUUUGGAGCGAGCCCACCAGCACCACCAAAUGCUCAGCAGCCAGUUCUGCAGACCGCUUCUCCAGGCAGUCAACAGUUCGUUCCCCGCAGCGGCGCCUCCGUCCCGCCACCACCUCCAGUCACCAUGCCUCCAGAUGUCCAGAACCAGCUCAUUAAGUUCUUCGGACUUGACUCGUUCGGAAUCCCUGGCUUGACUGGAAACCAUCCUCGUGGAUUUGCCGGUGCCAUCCAAGAGCUCCGUGCCGCGGGAAUUCCAGUGCAAGGACUUCCAGCCGAAAACGUGGCUGGAGGAAACGCCGCUGCCAAUGGCGUCACCACCAAGACCGAAGCUGGUAAUUAAUUUAUUCUAAAAGUUCAUUCAAAGAAAAAUUUGAAGACGUUCUCGCUCAAGCAAACCCCAACUUCCAAGACCAGUUCACUCAAAUUGCCAACGAAGUCAAGAAUCCUUCUCCCUACAAAGGCGGAGCUAGCAUCCCACUUCCAGCUGAGACUCCAGGAGAGAACGGUCUCAUCGGACUUCUCUCAAAUUCCAUCCGCAAAGUGAUCAAAGACAGUUAGUGAUUUAUCAUAAAUAAUGAUCAAAAUUGAUAAUUUUAGCCGGAGUCGGAGACGCUCUUUCCAAUUCGAUCCCAUCUCUUCUUGGAGCUGGAAAUCCUUCCGGAGCCUCUGAAGCUUCUUCCUCAGCCGCUGCCGCUGGCGCCGCUUCGAGUCCAGCCAUCUCAGAGUCCAACGAUGAAGCCCCUCAAGUCGCCACUUCUUCUUCCAAUAUCCGCCGUCAGCCAAGCGCCGCCCAACGCGCCAUUUCUGGAUUUGCUGCCGCCCUCGGAGGAGGUUCAAAAAAUAAAGAAUAGUUUCAAUAAGGAAAAUUUUUUCAGGAGGCAACAACUCACCAACUCAUGCCGGUCUUCCACGUAUUCCAGGAAUCCCACUUCUUCCAGGAGGAAUUCCUCGCAACUCCCAGGGACAAAUCGACAUUGUCAACCUGAUUGGUGAGUCAUUCUAGUUUGUGCCUUCAUCAAUCGUCGUGAAAUAUGGGUCAUAGAUAUUGUUCAAGACGUAGACUAGAGUACGAGAGAAAAUUCGAUAACUUCAGGAUCUGUCACGAGACGAGUUUCCAACGGAACGACCCUCGCCGACGUUCUUCCACCAGAGCAACUCCAGACUCUUGCCGACAACGUCACCGAUGCUCUUCUCCCAGAAACCCCAAAUAUUGAUCUGUCGAAGUUCAUGGGCAGAUGGUUCGAAGGAAUCAACUCGCCGAGAGCUACUGAACAACGAUGCGUCGUUCACCACUGUGAGCUUGGAGUUCUAAAAAAAAUCAGUGAAGAAAUCGCUUUGAUCAAAACUCAGUUUUUCUAACUAUGAUAAUUUAGAAUUGACGCAAGGUUUUGAAAUGUACAAAAAUGCGAAUGAAAAAAAUCUUCUCGAAAAUCCAAGAGAAAAUAAUUCAGAAAAAAGGCUUUAACAACUUUUUAUUGCUUUUUAGUAAGAUAUGAUGGCGUCUUAAGUUAAUUGGAGUCUUAUCAAUGAAAAGACAAAUAAUCCAUGAUGAAUAUCAUAACCAAAAGUUGUCCUAAGCUACGCUUAACUGUCAAAAGCCCAAAUUUGAACGAAUUUUUUUCCAGACGGAGGACUCACGAGAAACGACAAGACCGCCACUUUCACAGCCUUGAAGAUCUACCGCGAAGGAUCUGAGUUCGGUCCAGUCAGAUACUCCAUCGGCUACGCUUUCCGAGGCGGAAACAAAGACGCGAUGCUGCAGUUGCACUCGAGCGAAACCAGCGACGCUCAGCCCUGUUCGUUAACCUUGACCCUCGACGUCAGUCAUCAAUCAAACUUUCAGUCUGGGUGUACAAGCUCGGCCCUGAGGGCAAGGAUCCGUUCGGAAACCCACAAUACGAGUACGCCAUCGUCUCCAACUGGGUCAAAUAUCCAGUGACGGUGCUUGUUCGCGAUCCUGACACCUUCAAGAGCAAGUAUCAGAAAGAGGUACUGAAAAAAAAAUUUGAAAUUAACAAUUUCCGAAAGCUAUAUGAUAUGAAAGCCUCCUUUUUAAACAUUUCAGUAUGAUUUAAGUUGGACAAACUGAGUUUUCGUUUAAAAAUUGAGAGAAAAUUUUGAUUCUAAAGCAAUGAAUUUGUGGAGCAGAAUUUGAAGACAACCGGGAUAAAUCAGAAAAUGAGCUUUGAGAUUUUUUGAAACAGUAGAAGCCGCUCUGCUCUGUAAGUAUAGUUUUUGAAUAGAAAAUUGGAACUUAAGUUUUUUUCCAUUUGACUCUCCAAUAUAAAAUAAAGGAGACUCUUCAACUUUUACAAAAUGAAGACUUUUGAAAAACCAGAAAUUGAACAAAAAAUGGAAAAUUGUUUCAAAAGCGAAAAUUUUAGCUGAUUUUCAUCAAAACUAAACGAAAUUUUCGGAAAACGUCGACUAAUUCAAUAAUUCUUGAAGGUUCUCCGCUGGUUGGAAGACCAAGGCUUCAUCAACGGCUUCAUCCGCGCUUUCAACCUUCUUCAACCCGCUGGAUACUCGAGCUGUCAGUACGCCGACAGCACUUUCGAGGUCUUCGGCAAGUGA
Molecule: messenger RNA, 7741 nt
Organism: Caenorhabditis auriculariae
Lineage: Eukaryota; Metazoa; Nematoda; Chromadorea; Rhabditida; Rhabditidae
Source: the annotation of a GenBank genome assembly